AUGGACAACAUCGACGAGGAAUAUGACCGGCUUGUUGAACACCUUCACGACUGCGCAAAGAAGGCUGAGACAGCACGAGCAGCAGGGAACCAAGAACUCACGUUCGAGCUCGCAAGGCUCUGCAGAGAGGCGAUAAAGGAAGACCUUAAAGAGAGAAGAGCAGAAGUGCUGGCUGAAGCUGCAGAGGCGGGGAAAAGCAUCCGCUAUGCCCGUCGAGACUUCGCCAGUCGCAAGACGAGGAUGACUGCUCUCCAGAACCCAAAGGGAAUAGCCAUUGCAUCGAGAAGGGGGAUGGAGAAAAUCAUCUACGACUUCUACUCUGAUCUCUUCGACAGCCAUGUCCACUUGCCUCCUCACCAUCUGAGGGAAGGCGGACAAGUCAUUCCAGAGGUUCUCCCGUCCGAAAUACGACAUGCUAUCAUGUCGGUAAAAAAUCGUACGGCAUCCGCUCCCGACAGAAUAAGACCAGAACACCUGAAGAGCCUUCCGCCAGUACUCAUCAACACCCUGGCGAGGCUCUUUACACGUUAUCUGUCGGAAUGCAGGGUUCCUAAACAGUGGAAGAUCAGCAAGACCGUGUUGUUGUAUAAAAAGGGAGAUCCACAUGACAUCGGCAACUAUCGUCCAAUCUGCCUACUGUCCGUCAUCUACAAGCUCUUUACAAAAGCGAUCCUUAAUAGGAUUGAAAAAGUCUUGAAGGACAGCCAUGCGAGCAAGCAGGGUUUCGAAAAGGAUUCAGCACGAUUGACCACUGUUUCGAAACUUAUCAAGGUAUCACGAGAGUACAAGAUGCCGCUUUGUCUCACCUUCAUCGCCCUAAAGAAGGCCUUCGACUCAGUUGAGACGGAAGCGGUCGUGGAAGCCAUGGACAACCAAGGAGUCCCUACUCAGUAUAUAAAGGUACUUCGAGAGUUGUACAGUAACUUCACGACCGGAAUUUCGUCAUUCUACAAGAACAUCAUCAUUGACAUUAAGAGGGGGUGA
Molecule: messenger RNA, 984 nt
Organism: Necator americanus (New World hookworm)
Lineage: Eukaryota; Metazoa; Nematoda; Chromadorea; Rhabditida; Ancylostomatidae
Exons: 2
Coding region: 1-984 (327 amino acids)
Source: RefSeq, a predicted model, not a curated record